Molecule: messenger RNA, 1760 nt
Organism: Lathyrus oleraceus (garden pea)
Lineage: Eukaryota; Viridiplantae; Streptophyta; Magnoliopsida; Fabales; Fabaceae
Product: BAG family molecular chaperone regulator 7
Exons: 3
Coding region: 209-1465 (418 amino acids)
Biological process (GO): protein folding
Cellular component (GO): plasmodesma
Molecular function (GO): protein-folding chaperone binding
Source: RefSeq, a predicted model, not a curated record
UUGAAUUUCCAACUAUACCCUCACCAUUUCCCACACUCCUCGUUCUCUUCAAUACUUUGUCUUCUUCUCCAUUUCCACUCUUUAAACCCUUUCAACAUCACCAUCAUUAUCAAUUUCAAUUUCGAACCAAAUCCAAUCACAACAACAACGCUCAUAACUGCUUUUUACUCCAAACGAGUUAACACCGAGUCCACUCACUCACUCAACCAUGAGCCGAUUCAGAAGAUACGAAAUCAUCGAAGAAGAACCAUUACCUUUUCCCUUACCCUUCUGUCACUCAUCUUCUUCACAUUUCUUCGUAACAGAAACCCUACCAUUUGCUUCCUUUGUUGAAGAAUCUCUCCCGUUCAAUCUCGAUCUAUGUCUUCUCCCUAGUCAUUUCCACGCGGAUCUGGUCCGCGUGGAUCGUACUGCGUCGUUUUUGCAGAAACGAGUUGAGAAGCAACAGAAACUCGGUCUGGAGAGUUUGAGUGACCGAGUCGCCGAGUUGGAGUCGCGAUUCGAGCAGAUCCUCGGCGGAAAGAAGAAGGAGGAGAAGAAGAAGAAGAACAUUGACGGUGGAGGUGGAUGUAAUCGGAAGUACACGUGGACGACUGAGAUUAAAGGAGCUGAGAAGAAUGGGUUUGAUAGGAAGUAUAAAUGGAUUGCUGAGAUUGUUGAGGAAGAAAAGAAGAAGAAGAAAAGUGCAGUUGUGAAGAAUGUUAAAUGGACGGCUGAGAUUAAGGGAAAGGGUGAGGAUAGUGAGAACACGAGGAGGUAUACUUUUGCAGUUGAAAGUGGUGGUGAUGAUGCUGAAAAGAAGAAGAAGAAGAAGAAUGUGAAUGAGAAGGAGAAGGUGAAGGAGGAAGAGAAUGUUAAGGAUAAGAAGAAUGAAAGAAAAUUGCGUAUUGUGGAGAUUGAAGAACCCGAUGAUCAUAGGGGUGUCGUUUUAAGACAGGCAUAUGCUAAGAGGUUUGGAGCAGUUCAAAAUCAGAGAGGCAAAAAGAAGGAAUUAUCUCCUCAAGAUGCUGCAUUGUUGAUCCAGAUCACCUUUAGAGCAUAUAUAAUCCGUAGGUCAAAGGCUCUUCGUGCCCUCAGAGAACUCGCUGUUGCAAAAUCUAAAUUAAAGGAGCUCAGAGCCCAGUUCAACAAUUUUUCCUACCGACGCCGUUUAGCUAGUGAUCCGGUGGAAUGCCAGAGGUUUUCUGAGAGAGUCAUUGUCUUGCUCCUCACUGUUGAUGCUAUUGAGGGAGUUGACCAGAUGGUUAGAUCUGCAAAGAAGUCAAUGGUGGAUGAGCUGGAAGCAAUGCUUGAUGUUGUAGAUCCCCAGCCUACUGGAGGAUCCCAAUCCUUCAAAAGAAGAACAUUUGACAUGCCUGAUGGAGUCAUCCGGAAGGAAAUUGAAGAAGGUGUUGCACAAGUUGUGCAAAUGCUAGAUGAAGCCGAGAAUAGCAGCAGCACCUAUGAAGCAUCCCAUCGUGAUUAAGGAAGCAAUGUUUAUCUGCUUAUUUACUGUUUUCCUUAUGAGGUUGUAGUAUGUUGCUAGACGGAUCUUAGUCUAAGGUUCGAGUACUUUUGUUAAGUUUAGCUUUCAUGUUUCAUCUAAUGGUUUUGUCUUUGCUUAAUGUUUGGAACUUUUAUGAAUGAGAAAAAUUGGCUUCGUGCCAUGGUAGAAUGCUGCAUGGGUCUGACCAUUGGAUAUAAUAGUUCAAUAAAUGAUGCAUGUGAUGUGUUCAGACAAGGAUGCCAAAUUUCUGGUAUAUUGAAAUAUGUUUACCUCA